Phycomyces blakesleeanus NRRL 1555(-) is the source of this 906-nucleotide messenger RNA. RefSeq lists its product as hypothetical. Bases 1 to 906 code for a protein of 301 amino acids. Gene Ontology annotation, molecular function: rRNA primary transcript binding. Lineage: Eukaryota; Fungi; Mucoromycota; Mucoromycetes; Mucorales; Phycomycetaceae. The record is from RefSeq and is a predicted model, not a curated record. Gene Ontology annotation, biological process: maturation of LSU-rRNA; maturation of 5.8S rRNA. The transcript has 6 exons. Gene Ontology annotation, cellular component: nucleolus; preribosome, large subunit precursor.
AUGGCGCCAUCGAUCCGACCAUCCGAUUUGAAGAAUAAGCACAAGCGAGAAGAUCUUUACCAGAAACAGAAAUUGGAGAAGCAGAAAGCAAAAUCAUUGAGAAGAAAACAACUUGCAAAAGAAGAAGGAAAAAACCCAGAACUUAAAGAGAAACGUCUUCAAGAAAAUGUUCCAAAAACCCUUGAGAAUACCCGAGAGAACGAUGAGACGAUGGUAGAAAACGAUGAGGAAGUAGCUCAGGAUGAAGCCAUGGAUGAGUUGGCAAGUUAUUUUACUGGAAAAGAAUCCAAGGUUCUUGUUACAUCAAGCAAGUCUCCUUCUCCCGCAUGUUAUGAUUUUUGUGCAGAGUUGGUUUCAAUCUUUCCCAAUGCCAAGUUUGGAAAACGUGGACCCAAGCACGAAUUACGGCAGGUUAUUGACGUCGCAAAAGAAAAGGAGUUUACAGAUCUUUUGAUUGUGAAUGAAGACAGAAAAAUACCAAAUGCCGUUACAUUAAUUCAUCUUCCCGAUGGUCCUACUGCAUACUUCAAGUUGACAAGCUUUGUGCCUGCCAAGAAGCUUCCUAACCAUGGUCGAGUUACUGCCCACAACCCAGAAAUUAUCCUCAAUAACUUCAACACUCGACUUGGCCACACUGUUGGCCGUAUGUUCCAAGCAUUGUUCCCACACGUUCCUGAAUUCCAAGGCAGACAAGUCGUUACUUUCCACAACCAGCGUGAUUUCAUUUUUGUUCGCCGUCAUCGCUAUGUGUUUAGAAAUGAAGAAAAGGUUGGCCUGCAGGAACUUGGUCCUAAAUUUACUCUGAAACUUCGAUGGUUGCAAAAGGGUGCUUAUAAGCGCGACGGCGAAUAUGAAUGGAUGUUCAAGCCAGAGCUUGAGACCAGCCGUAAACGUUUCUUCCUUUAA